UUUAGUAUUUUUUCAGAAAACGGAAGUUUUGUUUUCAAAAACAGCCGCAACAGUUUUUUGAAAGCAACUUUUUAAUUUGAUAAUAAUUUAUGUUUCUGCCAUUAAUUCUUCCUCUUCCCCCACCCCUCUCUCUCUCUCUCUCUCUCUCUAAACUUUACCUUCUUUCAUUCUUCUGCUGUCUUCACCUCGUAACUCGCGCUGACAGUGAGGAAGCAAACCCGUUUCGUUUCUCUUCCUUCCCUUCUGUUUUCGGAAAACAUUUUGUCGCAACAGAUAUUCAUCGUUUGCUUUCUACAAUUGCUCAGUCUUGACAGCUCAUUCAUACAAAGUUCCUAGUUUUGUUUCCCAAAAUUUCAAUUUCAUGCAACGUUGAAACUACUUUAUAGUCGUCACCACCACCAGCAAAAAUUAGGUUUUAAUUUGUUCGGAGUCCAAUUCAUCAGAAUUAGGGUUUUGAAUUCUCGUUCUUCUGCAAUGUCGCCCUCGGCAUUGUUCGAAAUCGAUUCUCAAGUGUUUGAGUAAUAAAUUUGGUUGAUUUGGGGGUUUGAAAAUUCUCCUAAUACAAUGAUGAUGUCUGUGUCUCCGACGUCUCUAACUCGGAGUUCGCUGGAGGAGAUGUUGGAGUCUCUCCGGCGAAAGGACGAGGAUGACAAGCCGCGUGACCUGCCACCGGCGUUGCCUGCUCGGCCCACUUCCAGGGCUCGGCUUCCCGCCGCCAGGCGGUCGUUGCCGGCAAACUUCAAUGUUGAGACCGCCAUGGCUGCUCCGACGAAGUCGUUGAAUCAAUCUAGCACAAAACGAGAGGUUAAACGACCAAGAGUUGGUAGUUUUGGGGGAAAAAAGGACAAAGAGUUUCCCGGUGAAUCGCCGUAUGUUAUUACAGUGCCGGAAGAGAAGGAAUGUGAACAGAGUUGGGAGAAAACAGACACUGCAAAUCUUGCAGAUGAGCCUUCCGCCUCACCGCCGAGGUUUCGGGAAUCGGAGUGGAAUGAUAACGUUGGUUAUUUUAUUAAGAAGAAACUUCGUGUUUGGUGUCGGCUCCCAAAUAGGCAGUGGGAGUUGGGACAGAUACAAUCAACUUCAGGGGAGAAAUCAACUGUUUUGCUCUUGGAUGGAACUGCGGUGAAAGUGUCAACAGGGGAGCUCUUACCUGCAAAUCCAGAUGUCCUUGAGGGUGUGGAUGAUCUCAUACAGCUUAGUUAUUUGAACGAGCCAUCAGUUCUUCACAACCUUCAGUAUAGAUAUUGUCAUGAUAUUAUUUAUAGUAAAGCAGGACCUGUUUUAAUAGCAAUCAAUCCCUUCAAAGAUGUCCAUUGUUUUGGAAACGAUUUUAUCACAGCUUACAGGGAGAAGCUUUUUGACAACCCUCAUGUUUUUGCUAUAGCAGAUACUGCCUAUAACGAAAUGAUGAGAGAUGAAGUGAAUCAAUCCAUCAUCAUAAGUGGGGAAAGUGGAGCUGGGAAAACAGAAACAGCAAAAAUUGCAAUGCAAUACUUGGCUGCUCUUGGUGGUGGCAGCGGUGGGGUAGAAAGCGAAAUCCUUCAGACAAGCUGCAUUCUGGAAGCAUUUGGGAAUGCAAAAACAUCCAGGAAUGACAAUUCUAGCCGAUUUGGGAAGUUGAUUGAGAUUCAUUUUAGUGCAAUGGGGAAAAUAUGUGGCGCGCAAAUCCAGACUUUUCUGCUUGAAAAGUCAAGAGUGGUCCAGCUCGCUCAUGGAGAAAGGUCAUACCAUAUCUUUUACCAACUUUGUGCUGGUGCUCCGUCUGGCCUCAAAGAUAGACUGAAUCUGAAAUCGGCUGUUGAGUUCCAUUAUCUAAGUCAGAGUGGCUGCUUGGCAAUUGAUGAUGUUGAUGAUGCUAGGAAAUUUCAAAUGCUUAUGGAAGCCUUAGAUACUGUUCGACUUUGCAAAGAAGACCAAGACAAUGCAUUUGAAAUGCUUGCUGCAGUGUUGUGGCUGGGAAACAUAUCAUUUCAAGUAAUUGACAAUGAAAAUCAUGUAGAGGUGGUGGUUGAUGAAGGUAAGGUCUAUAUCUUGGUUUCUAGUUAUUUUUUAUUUUUUAUUUAUAAAAACCAGGAGUAUGAAUUAGAUGGAAUUGAUUGGACAAAAGUAGAUUUUGAAGACAACCAAGAGUGUUUGGAUCUCUUUGAGAAGAAACCUAUAGGGCUAAUAUCUUUGUUGGAUGAAGAUUCAAAUUUCCCCAAGGCCAAUGAUUUGACCUUUGCUAAUAAGCUUAAGCAACACUUGAGUGGUAAUCCUUGCUUUAAAGGAGAAAGAGGUGGAGCUUUUGGUAUUUGCCAUUAUGCUGGAGAGGUUCUGUAUGACACAAGUGGCUUCUUGGAAAAGAACAGAGAUCCACUGCACUCUGAUACCAUCCAACUCCUUUCAUCAUGCAGUUGCCGGCUCCCUCAGUUGUUUGCCUCCAAUAUGCUUAACCAAUUUCAUAUGCCUGCUAGUCCUUUACACCAGAUGGGUGUGCUUGAUCCUCAUAAACAAAGUGUUGGCACAAAGUUUAAGGGUCAAUUAUUCAAAUUAAUGCUGCAGUUGGAGACCUCCACACCGCACUUCAUUCGUUGCAUAAAACCGAACAAUAAGCAGCUUCCUGGCAUCUAUGAAAAGGAUCUUGUCUUAGAGCAACUCAGGUGUUGUGGAGUUCUGGAGAUUGUCCGGAUCUCGAGAUCUGGCUAUCCUACUCGAGUGACACAUCAAGAAUUUGCAAGAAGGUAUGGUUUCCUACUUGAGGAGGACAAUGCAUGUAAGGAUCCAUUAAGCAUAUCGGUUGCCGUUCUGCAGCAAUUUGAUGUCCUCCCUCAUAUGUAUCAAGUUGGUUAUACGAAAUUAUAUUUUAGAACGGGGCAGAUUGCUGCAUUAGAGGAUACGAGAAAACAAGUUCUGCAAGGCACACUUGAGGUGCAGAAACGAUUUCGUGGUCAUCGGGCUCGUCGUGACUUCCACGAACUCAAGAAAGGAGUAACAACACUGCAAUCAUUUAUCCGUGGUGAGAAAGCUAGGAGGGAGUAUUAUUUAUUGAUAAAGUUGAGAAUGCUGGCUGCUCGCAAGACACUAGAAGAGCAUCUGAGGGCAAUCAUCUGUUUACAAUCUGUAAUUCGUGGUUGGUUGGCAAGAAGGCAUUCUAAUUACCUGCAGAAAUUGAAAAAGUCUAUUCCUGAUAAUACAAAACAAAAGCAUGGGAGGAAAAUUUCAGAAGUCAAGGAGGUAUCGCAAGCACCUGUUCCGCCUUCAGUUUUACAAGAGCUUCAGAGGCGUGUUGCAAAGGCAGAAGCCACUCUAGGGCAAAAGGAACAGGAAAAUGCAGCAUUGAGGGAGCAACUAGAGCAAGACAAGGCAAGAUGGUCAGAAUAUGAGACAAAGAUGAAAUCCAUGGAGGCAAUGUGGCAGAAGGAGAUGAUGUCUUUGCAAGUGAAUCUGGAUGCGGUCAAGAGGAGUCUUGCUACUGACAACACUGCAAUUCAACCUGGGAGGGUAGAUGGUUUCGCUUCGCCCCACUAUUAUGAUUCCGAGGAAACCAUGUCCAUGGGAGCACAAACUACCGGUGGAAACACGCCCAUCAAGGUUUCACAUACUGGUAGAGAUGUCGGUGCAGGACGAGAGAUUAAUGGUGGUUUGAAUGCUGUCGGUCAUCUAGUGAAGGAGUUUGAGCAACGGAAGCAGGAUUUUGAUGAAGAGGCCAAAGCCAUUGCUGUGGUCAAAUCAGGGCAUCCUAUUGACGAGCUUCGGAAGCUGAAACUUAGGUUUGAGACGUGGAAGAAAGAGUACAAGUCUCGAUUACGAGAGACGAAAGCUAGACUUCUCAAACGUCAUCCAGAAGUGGAAAAAAGUCUUCGGAACUGGUGGGGAAAGAAAACCAAAAGAGGGAUGUAGUGCUUUUAGUAUUAGAUUACAUAUAUCAUCUAUGUUGGGGGUGUGGAUAAAAGGCACAACGAGAGUAACAUUCUGGAAAAAGGAAUGUUUGUCAAAACCCUAAUUGUAGUUUUUUUCAGGAACGUUCUCGUUCCUGAGGUCAACCCUCGUGUUGUUUGUGUUACCGUAGCUUGAGGAUAGUGGAGGGAGGGAGGGAGGGAGGGAGGGAGAGCGUUUUUAUUUUCUGCCAAUUUUUGUUACUUGGUGGAAGCUUGGGGUAGUUUUUAGAGUCUAUUUGUGAAUAUGCUGUUGUUAUUGAUGUAGUAGUUGCAGUGUCUGUAGCUUUUAGUUGUUAGUUUGAGAAUAUGGAAGAGAAAUGUUUGUAUGGUGGCCUUUCAUUUUUCUUCUGUGGAAAAUGUGUCGUGUUAUUUAUAGGAUGUCUUUUAAAAAAUAGAAAUACUGAAAUUUCUUUCAUUCUCCAGCAACA
Molecule: messenger RNA, 4345 nt
Organism: Camellia sinensis
Lineage: Eukaryota; Viridiplantae; Streptophyta; Magnoliopsida; Ericales; Theaceae
Source: RefSeq, a predicted model, not a curated record